Molecule: messenger RNA, 2153 nt
Organism: Sapajus apella (tufted capuchin)
Lineage: Eukaryota; Metazoa; Chordata; Mammalia; Primates; Cebidae
Product: cTAGE family member 15-like
Exons: 1
Coding region: 525-2153 (542 amino acids)
Biological process (GO): protein secretion; endoplasmic reticulum to Golgi vesicle-mediated transport; vesicle cargo loading
Cellular component (GO): endoplasmic reticulum exit site; endoplasmic reticulum membrane
Source: RefSeq, a predicted model, not a curated record
CACAUGGAAGAGCAAAAUGUCAAUAAUGGCCAAGGCAAUCUUGAGGAAUCAUAAAUUUGCAGUCUCUCCUUGACAAAUCUUUUUAUUAUUAAAAAACUAAUUAACACAAUAUGAUAUUACCAAUAAAAAAACAGUUUAAUGGGGGUCAGGCCCGGACCUGCGCCACCUCAAGAUGUAAAGUGUAACAUGGGGGUUGGGGUGGGCAGUGUGGGCCUGUGAGGCCUGUGGUGCCUGUGGGUGUCCUCAUCCCCCCAGCUCCCCGCACAGCUGGUUCCACAGUGGUCUACUCCAGUUGCCUCGUGUGGAUUCAGGUUCCAGACUGAAGGCUACCUGUUCCCCAGUGCCCUCCACCGCCCCCGCCCCUGUCCACAGCUCCCCCCACAGCCAGUUUCGCAGUGGUCUGCUCCAGUUCCAGACUGAAUGCUACUGAUUCCAAGUGCUGGGGUUACUGGGGCGACCACCAGAACAGCCUUGGCGCUAUGUAGUAGCUGGGAGCUACUCCUGAGCCCUACCUGAGGCUGGUCAUGGAGAAGCUACAUAGGAUUGUGGCAGCACUGCUGGAAAGUAUGGUAUCAAAUUCUAAUGGUUUUCCGUGGGAAUUAGUGAUGUGGGCAGGUGUUAUUGGAUUUGUUGUUAUUCCCCUUUUUCUGUGGAGAUGUUUUAGAUCAGUCAGGAGUCGGCUAUAUGUGGGAAGAGAGAAAAAGCUUGCUGUAGAGCUUUGUGAGCAAAUUAAAGAAAAAUGUAACCUACUUGAAAAAUUUAGUUUUCUACAAAAAAGCUAUGAAGGCUAUGAAAGAGAGUCAUCUUUACAGGAUGUCAGCUUUGAGAACCAGGCAGCAGAAGCAGAAAGUUUGGGGGCAACAUGUGAAAAGCUGAACAGGUCCAUUUCUGAAAUGGAGGAUGAAAUACCAUAUCUGAAAAAAGAGUUAAAAGAAGAGAAAUACCAACAUUGUAGACAACAUCAGUUUAUGGCGGAUAUUUCAGAAAUCAGACAGUCUCUAGAAGACCUGUCAAAAUCCCUUAAAUCACAGCUAGCUGAAGCCAAAAUGCCCUUGAACAUAUUUCAAAUGAAUGGUGAACAACUGAAGAUCGCGAUAAAAGAUGUUUUGAAUGAAAAUUCUCAACUUCAGGAAAGCCAGGAACAUCUUUUGCAGGAAGCUGAAGUAUGGAAAGAACAAGUGAGUGAACUUAAUAAGCAGAAAAUAAUAUUUGAAGACUCCAAAGUUAACACAGAACAAGUUCUAAAUGACAAAGACGAUCACAUCAAGAUGCUGACUAAACACUUCCUGAAGAUGAAAGAUUGGGCUGCUGUGCUUGGAGAAGACAUGAUGGACGAUCAUAACUCGAAAGUAGAAAUGAAGAGUGAAUCAGAACAUGGCGCUUCCUUAGCUGAUUCUCCAAAAGGAGCUUUGAAGAAACUGAUUCAUGCUGCUAAGUUAAAUGCAUCUUUAAAAUGUUUAGAAGGAGAAAGAAGCCAAAUUUAUAUUCAGUUGUCCGCAACUGAUAAAACAGAGAAGCAGCUUAUGGGGCAUAUUAAACAGCUUCAGUCUGAACAAGCAUCUUUGCAGUCAGAAAACACAGAUUUUGAAAGUGAGAAUCAGAAGCUUCAACAGAAACUUGAAGUAAUGACUGAAUUACAUGAAGAAACGACAAUGAGACUUUACAAAACAUUCACUGUAGAAGAAAAUGACCAGUUAGAGAGACAAGGGAAACUUUCUAAACAAGAGGAAAAGAUCAACUAUACCACUGACCAGCUGGAGAAGUAUAAAAAGCAAGCCAAACAUCUUGAAGAAGAGUUGGAAAGAAUGAUCCUUUCUUAUCAAGAGCAGAUUUUACUCCUUAAGAAAAAAGCACAUGACAAUUGGUUGGCAGCUCGGACUGCUGAAAUAAACCUCAAAGGAUUAAGGAAGGAAAAUGCUAAGUACAGACAAAAAUUAGCUGACACAGAGAUGAAAUUCAAAUUUUUACACAAAGAUCCUUCUGCAGUUGAUGUUCCAAACACAGGAUUUGGCAGAGAGCAUUACACAUAUGUUACCGAUAUGAGAAGGGGAACUCCUUUCCCCCCACCUCCUCCAGGAACCCUGUUUGGAGUUUCUCCACAUGAUUUUCCACCAAGAAAUUUCCAGGUCCACCAUAUGCUCCAUUCGCAGUGA